UACAGAAAUGUCAAAACAAACCAAACUGAACUUGAACUAAGAAUUUCUGCUAAAAUAUAAAUCUGAAAAAAAUUAUGACGAUGAGUGCAUGAUUUUCGAGUCCCUUUUUGUGAAUUUGUGUUGUCGAAAGUUGUGCAAUUUCAGAAACGCAUUAAGAAAAGUUGUAAACAUGGUAGAAAUUAUAGAUGUUGAUGGCAGUGUUUUAGAGGGAGGUGGGCAAAUACUUCGCAUUGCAGUGUCCCUUAGUGCCAUACUACGCCAACCGGUUCGGGUGUCAAACAUACGAGCUGGCCGGAAAAAACCGGGUUUGGCUGCUCAGCAUUUGAGUGGUAUCCAGUUAGUUGGGGAGAUGUGCAAAGCGAAGCUGAAAGGAGUGUCCAUUGGCUCCACACAGAUUGAAAUCUGGCCGGGGAAGAUCCUUGGGGGACAUUACAUGGCUGACACCAAGACUGCAGGUUCCACGAGUCUCUUGCUACAAGUGGCUCUCCCGGUAGCCCUGAUGGCGGACGGCCCGGUGACGCUGGACCUGAAGGGCGGCACCAACGCGGACAUGGCGCCGCAGAUAGACUACACGGACCUCGUGUUCAAACCGCUGCUGCAUAAGUUCGGUGGUGACUUGUUCAUCACUGUUCACAGGAGAGGAUAUUUCCCACGAGGAGGAGGCCAUGUGACCAUUCAGAUAAACCCGGUGAAGCAACUCCGAUCAGUGAACUUGACCGAGGCAGGCUCUCUGGUCAAUGUGCGAGGAUCCUGCUUCGUGGCAGGAACGUUGCCCGUGAAGAUCGCAUACCAAAUGUGUGACGGAGCCAAGAAGCACCUGUGCGACGAGUGCAGCGAACUAGACAUCCGUUGCUAUAAGGAGCCGAGUGGUAUAGCACCUGAUAACUGCAGUGGAAUUAUUCUGUCGUGUUGUUUGUCAUCUGGUUGUGUGAUCGGCGGCGACGCUCUCUGUAAGAGAGGCUGUGACUCCUUCGACACCGGCCGCAAGCUGGCGGACGAGCUCGUCGACCAGCUCAGGAAACAGGUAUGCGUAGAUCAUCAUGCGCAAGAUCAGAUGGUGUUGUACAUGGCGCUCGCCGAGGGCAAGUCUGUCGUGAGAAGCGGGGAAGUUACACUGCAUACGAAGACGGCCAUUUUUGUCGCCGAACAACUUGCUAAGGUGAAAUUCAAUGUGCAAGACUGUGGCGAUCACGCGUUUAUUGAAUGCAAUGGAAUUGGUCAUACCAACAAGAACUUGCCUAUUUAAUUACACUGGUUAAAACAAAGAUACCCAUUCUGGGUUUAGUUCUAGUCGGAUGCGCGUGAAAGUGUCGACACGUCUGUUUCCCGUGCGGAUGGACAGAGACUCUGGUGUGUGGACUAUCAGCUGUUGUGAUACAAGGCUUGUUUUUAUUUAUUUUUUUAUUUGUCGUUCGUUAUGGACUGGUAUAUAUUUAUUACUAGCUGUGCCCGCGACUUCGUUCUCGUGGAAUAGUUAUUUUGGGCAUCAUUGUGGCCCUUAAGGAUGAAUAAUUUUAUUAGUUUUUUUUCCACAUUUUCCAUUAUUUCUUCGCUCCUAGUAGUUGCAGCGUGAUGUUAUAUAGCCUAAAUCCUUCCUCGAUGAAUGGCCUAUUCAACGCAAAAAGAAUUUUUCAAUCCGAACCAGUAGUUCCUGAGAUUAGCGCGUUUAAACAAACAAACUCUUCAGCUUUAUAAUAUUAGUAUAGACGUGUGGGAAAUGUUUAUCUAUUGUAUUUAACUGAAGGAAACUGAAGUGGGAGGGAGGGAACUUAUUAGGGCUCGACCACAUAAAGAAGAUCUCCCGCCAGCUGGUGCGAUGCCUGGGGAACCGCACGACAGACGAUUAUAAUUGCAAAAUAAUUUUUUUUUAUUACUUCUUGAACAAAUUAACUAGAAAUUUUGCUUAUUAAGAGUCUGGAGAAAUACAUAGGGUACUUUUGCAAAAAAUCUGUAUUAUUUUGUAAGUGGCGCUAAAUUUGUAAGAGUAACUUUGUGAUAUAAAUGACUGAAUGGUUAAUUUAUUGUUUAUUUAUUAUAAAACCCGUGCUGCGAUUUCGUUUUGAGUCUUAAGAUAUAAAUUUAUAAAAAAAAAUACUGUUCAAUUCAAUAUUGUUCGCCCUCGCCAAGGCGGUCAAAAAGCGGCCGGCCAGGCGGCAACAUAUAUUUAUUUCAAAAUAAAUCUUGUUGCAAAUCAAAACUUUUUUUAUUAUUGCCUGCAUUUGUAAUGCACGUUCAAAGAAUCUCAAAUUUAUAAGCCUAUCCCUUGGUGCAUAGGUAUAUAAAAAACGUAAAUACCUACAUCAAGACAGUUUACUGUGAGGCGUUAUUGUUAUGAAUAUUAAGAUAACAGAAAAAAAAAUAUUACAAUGAAUGAAAGAAUUUCAAUACGUCAAGUUCGUUUAUUACAGAAUUAUAUACCAAAAUGGCGGAUUGAAAAUGUCAUGUAUAGCCGGAGGCUAACCUGUUAUAAGAUACACCUAAUAUACGUGUUUACGCUAACAUUACCCUAUUUAUUUUUACCCACAUUUAAUGUCCACAUUAUCAAGACCGAAAUAUUAUUACAAAAUAUAAAUUUCCAAAAUAUAAUUGGGCAAAAGUGGUCUAUUAUAUGUAGAGAUACAAGUAUUAUCAAAAAUAAAUGCCAAAAAGAAAAAUACUACUUUCCUGAUAUAUUUUGUUAGUUCAUAUCAUUUCAUCUAAAGGCAGAAUCGCCUAAACCCGCUAGAAAUAACAUAAAAAGGUAAUUUUAAUAUAUUUUUUAGACCACAUUCGCUCUUUAGGGUCACCGACCAAAGUUACAGAAGUUAGAUUACAAAAUGCGCCUAAAUGAUAAAAAUACAAGUCAAUCGGACUGUUGAGGGGAUAAUAGACCAGAAAUUUUAUCAUUUAGACGUAUUUUGUAAUAUAACUAUAUUCAAGAACCACAAGUCCCGCUUAUUUUCUUAAUUCUUCUCUAUUUAUAAUUAAAAAAAAAUAGCCCAAAUGCAGUCAGUGGUUUAAUAACACACACAUUU
Molecule: messenger RNA, 3014 nt
Organism: Amyelois transitella
Lineage: Eukaryota; Metazoa; Arthropoda; Insecta; Lepidoptera; Pyralidae
Gene: Rtca
Product: RNA 3'-terminal phosphate cyclase
Exons: 9
Coding region: 89-1246 (385 amino acids)
Biological process (GO): RNA processing
Cellular component (GO): nucleus
Molecular function (GO): RNA-3'-phosphate cyclase activity
Source: RefSeq, a predicted model, not a curated record